Molecule: messenger RNA, 1713 nt
Organism: Aaosphaeria arxii CBS 175.79
Lineage: Eukaryota; Fungi; Ascomycota; Dothideomycetes; Pleosporales
Product: polysaccharide lyase family 4 protein
Exons: 3
Coding region: 1-1713 (570 amino acids)
Biological process (GO): carbohydrate metabolic process
Molecular function (GO): catalytic activity; carbohydrate binding
Source: RefSeq, a predicted model, not a curated record
AUGGUGACCGUUCGAAGCAUCCUUGGGCUUGCGGCCCUCGUCCCAAUUGCGGUUGCCGCUCCUUUGGAGGAGAGGGCAAAGAGCAAGAGCUUUCUCAAGCAGAUCGAUGGCUCGACUUGGGUCAUCGGCAAUGAGCUCUGGAAUGUUACUCAGGGGCAGCAAUAUGCCACGAAAUUGAUGUACAAGGGCAAAGACCUCGUCGGUGAUGCAGUAGGCCAUUACGUGAGCUACAACGGCGCUGCCUCCGAUCUCAACUGGACGUCUGCAGCCAUCGUAGACUCUGGCUCCAACUACAUCAACGUCAAGUUCACUGCUGUCGGAGGAGACUUUCACUGGGUCAUCUACGACGACCUUGUGGGCGCAUACCAGUACUUCGUCAACCGCGCCCUCCCCGUGCUUGGAGAGUUCCGUACGCUCUGGCGCCUCGACAACCAGUCCUUCCCCAAUGGACGCACCAACAUCAAGGACGGCGUCCUUCCACCUCUAUCGGAGUAUGCCUCCGCAACAAACGUCCAGGAUGAAACCUGGCAAAAGGCAGACGGCACGUUCCUGACCAAGUACGAUUGGAGCGCCUUCAUCAAAGACGUAGACUUUCACGGCGUGUACGGCGAGGAGUUUGGUAGUUGGUACAUCAAUCCGGGCAAGGAUUACAUCAAUGGCAAUCACCUCAAGCAGGAACUCAUGAUCCACCGCGAGAGCAAAACGGGCGACGCCGUCCAGUUAAACAUGAUCCACGGCACCCACUACCAAGCGGUAUCGCGAGACGCCUUCGCGGACGGGAAGACCUGGGGCCCCUGGCUCUGGUACCUCAACUCGGGGUCCCAAUCCGACGCAGCCUCGCGCGCGAAGCAAGAAGAUCGAGCCUGGCCAUACAAAUGGUUCAAGGACGCCGCAUACCAGUCCCGCGGCAAGAUACAGGGCAAGCUCGUCCUCAGCGACGGACGGCCAGCCGCCGGCGCAGCCGUGUUCCUCGGCGACAACAACCCCAGCGUGAGCUCCCUCGACCAGGGCCGCGAUUACUACUACAUCACGUACGCAGACGAGAACGGCAAGUUCUCGAUCCGGGACGUUCGCACGGGCACGUACGGCCUGGAGGCGUGGUCGAAUGGAGGCAAGAUCGCAGACGUGUCGACUCUGCACCGCGAGUCUGAGAUCCAGAUCCGCAAGGGGUCGAACACGAACUUGAAGACCCUCACGUGGAAAGUCGCGGACGUCAAGAAGCGCAUCUUCCAGGUGGGCGAGUUCGAUCGCAAGACGACCGGCUUCGCGCUCAGUGGCCCCCAUCCGUACGAACACGGCCGCAUCGCGAAUUGCCCCACAGACAUCACGUACCGCGUUGGGGAAUCUGAUACCUCCGACUGGUGCUUCGGACAGUCCGAAGUAGGAUCGCACUCCAUCGUCUUUCCUCUGGAUUCUCUCCCUGCGGGUAACUCAUCCGCUGCCAAACUCACCGUCUCCCUAGCUGGCUUCUCGCAAGGCAGCAAGGCAGAUGUGCUUCUCAACAACGUCAAGAUUGGAAACAUAACCGACAUGCCCAACAGCCAGGACACGUACCGCGGUGCGACGCAGGCGGGCGAGUGGCGGCUGUUGGAAUUCGCGGUUGGAGCCGGAGCGUUGAAGGCGAAGGAGGAGAACAAGAUUGAGUUCAAAGUGUACAGUAGUGCGCAGUGGAGGGGUUGGCUGUGGGAUUCCAUCAUCCUGGAGUGGGUUUGA